UGGCCGCUGCAUCGUUGAGCCUGAACGACGCGUUUCUCUCACAGCAAACAUUGCGUAGCCGCCGCGUAUCCCUCUCAGUCACUCAGUCAGUUUGAUUAGACGCGUGAAGUGUGCCGAGUGCAGCGCAUCAUUUGCAUGACCUGCAUUUGCUGAUUAACAACAAAUUUAAUUAUCAGAUGGGCAUUGCGCAAGCACAGAAAACUGUUGCCUACUUGCGAGGGCAGCUGUGAAGUGCGUAAUAAAAAUAACACGAGCAACAGCCCGCAGCAGCGCAGCUAACUGCAGUACUCGUACGAAAAUAAACUACAGCUACAACAUAUACAAAAUAAAUAAUAAAAGAAAAAAAUAAAUAAACAAGAGGAAGAAGAAGAAGAAGCUGUAAGACAAACAACGAAAAGAACUGUGAACUGUGUCCUCUGUGUGUGUGUGUGUGCGAAGGUUGUUUAUUUUGUGUGCAAAGCGCAGCAGAAUGCGCCACUAAGUGCAAGUGAAAUCCACAAAGGACGACGCCCAGGCACCGGCAGCGGAAACGGAAACGAGAACAACAUGCCACGACUUAUUAGCAGCUGCAGCAGCCACCAGCGGGCCAUCAGCAUGACGCGCAUCAAUUGUCUGUGGCUCGCCCUGCUGCUCGGCCAUAGCUGCAACAUCUUUGGAUUACUGCGACUCGAACAGCACCUGGUCGAGGCACUGCCCUUCGAGUAUUUGGAUGAGCACGUGGAUGACUUCAACUACGACCUGGACGAGGCACAAUCGCAGGCCAAAUACGAUGCUCGACUGCUGUCCGAGCAAAUGCUGAGCGACGCUGAGCUGCAGCAGAGAGCCGACAUGGAAUCCGGCAUUAACUCCAAUUCCAAUACCAACACCAACACCAACGGCAACAACAACAACAACCAAAACAGCUUCAGUGCCAACUCCAACAACGACUUGGCGGCUGAGGACGACUUGGAGCCGCAUAGUCGAGCAGCGUCAUGCUUCACAAAUGGCCACAAGUACACACACGGACAAAAGGUGCCGCGUUUUGAUGCCUGCGAGGUUUGCCUUUGCAUGGACGGCGAAAUCUUUUGCUGGUGGGAGAAAUGCGAUAAGACGAAUGUAAACAGAGCAGCAACGGCGACAGCAACGGCGACAGCAAUGGCGACAGCGACAGCGACGAUGACGACAGCUACUGCAGCUGCUGCUGGCGACUAUUCGGAUCCAUAUCGGUACGAGACCACAACGAGAAAAUCAACAAAAGUGCACAAAAUGGGCAGAAAGGCGGGCAAGCGGCACAAGCAUCACAAGAAUCAAAAGAAUUUUAAUGACUACGAAGUUUACCAAAGCCGCAAGCAGCAGCAGCAGCAGCAGCAGCAGCAGCAGCAGCAGGAGGAGCAGCAGCAACAGCAGCAACAGCAGCAACAAGAAAGAAGCGACAGCAUUGGCAACCACAGCAGCAGCGAGGCCAGCAACUACAAUAUAAUCAAGCAACACAAACACGAGCCGCAGCAGCAAAAGUUGGCAACGGCAUCGCAGCAGCAACAGCUGAAGGAACCCUUGCAGCACAUCUCGACUGCUGCUGUUAAUCAAGCAGCAAAGGAAACGCAUUAUCAACAGCAAUUGCCAACGCCUCAGCAGCAACAUCAGCACCAGCAACAGCAACAGCAUCAGCACCAGCAACAGCAUCAGCAGCAACAACAUUUACACGCCCAUCAGCAGCCGCACUCGACCAGCAAGAUUUUAAAUUUUCCCGAAAAUUUGCCAGCGCUACUUUAUUAUGACUACAAAACGGAGGAGCAUGAACAUCAUCAGCAUCAGCAUCAUCAGCAGCAUUUGCUGCAUGAAAAGCAACGAUUGCAACAACAGCAGCAGCUGCGACAGCAACAGCAACAGCAGCAACAGCAACAGCAAAAGAUAUUGCAAAAGGCGAACGCAGUUGUUGAACUCCACACUGUCUUGGGCAUUGAUAAAAACUUUGAUGAGGCGGAAACCGACAGCGAUAUUUUGCCCGAGCCACCAACCAAGCGACCAGCAACAGCAUUGACAACCAGCAGCAAUAGCAACGGCAAUGGCAACAGCAAUGGCAGGGCGACAACAAUGGCUUCUCCUGCAGUCGCAACAACAAUUGAAAUGAUGACAACGCCGCGCAGCCAACAAGCAGCAGCAGCAGCAGCCACAGCCACAGCCACAGCGGUUGCCAUUGGAAAUACAAAUCUGCAACAGGAUCAGGAAAUUGAGGAAGCUGACGAUGCAUUUCAUCGCUGGCUGACAUCGACGGAACUCAAUGUUGACAGCACAAAYACGCUCGACGAUAGCUUGACAGCAGCAGCAGCAUCAGAAGUAGAAGCAGAAGCAGCAUCAGCAUCAGCCGGAGCCGUCGGAGCAGCAGCAUCAGUUGCCGUUGAGCAGCAGGAAACACCAGCAUCAACAAUAAUCGAUGAUGUUGGCAUUAACAAAAGCAACAGCAACAGCAACAGCAGCAGCAGCAGCAGCAACAGCAAAGACAAUGGCAACAGGCACGGCAACAACAUAGCUGACAAUGCGGAUGCAGUGUUCUUUCGUAGCUCCUACAAUGAUUACAGCAGUGAAUUCAAUGGCAGCGUUGUCAAUAUUGACAUUACGCUAACUGCUGUCGAUGUGCAUCCACAGCGUCUACAACAACAGCAGCAGCAGCAGCACCAGCACUUGCCCAAAGCGCAAACGGAUUUAAUUGCAAAUGACAACCAAACGUCUGACGUGGGCGCAAGACAACAAACAACAAUGCAACCAACAGCAGCAGCCACAACAGCAGCAGCAGCAGCAGCGGCAGCAACAGCAGCGCCGCGGGUGCCCAUCACCAACAGCAGCGACGGCAGCAGGAGCAGCAGCAGCAAUCAGUAUGUGCCGCCCUACACGCUGACUACGAUUAUAACAACAGCGCCGCUGGCAACGGGGCGUAUGUGCAAUGUGCUUGGCAAAUUGUAUAAAAUUGGUGAAAUUCUGCCACAGGACACUGGCAACUGUUUGCAGUGCAUCUGCACGGAUGCGGUGACACCUGAUGAGCUGCCCAGCGUCACGUGCAGUCCGCACAACUGUCCGCCGCUCGUGCUGCCCGACCUCUUCGAUGCGACUGGUUACUGAGGUUACGGGUUUGUGCUGUAAGUUGUGAAUAAAAUCUGGCAAACAAAUAUAA
This is a messenger RNA of Drosophila arizonae, 3148 nucleotides long. RefSeq lists its product as uncharacterized. Gene Ontology annotation, molecular function: histone acetyltransferase activity. NCBI's taxonomy places the organism in Eukaryota, Metazoa, Arthropoda, Insecta, Diptera, Drosophilidae. The record is from RefSeq and is a predicted model, not a curated record.